Messenger RNA from Tachyglossus aculeatus (Australian echidna), 3721 nucleotides. It is a transcript of the gene TOP1, whose product is annotated as DNA topoisomerase I. Gene Ontology annotation, molecular function: DNA topoisomerase type I (single strand cut, ATP-independent) activity; DNA binding. The transcript is spliced from 21 exons. Gene Ontology annotation, biological process: DNA topological change; DNA replication; chromosome segregation. Lineage: Eukaryota; Metazoa; Chordata; Mammalia; Monotremata; Tachyglossidae. Gene Ontology annotation, cellular component: nucleolus; chromosome. The record is from RefSeq and is a predicted model, not a curated record. The coding region runs from base 155 to 2455 and encodes 766 amino acids.
GCGAACUUAGUCUGUUACACAAGUGCUGCGGGGCUCUCUCUGGCUCCGUCUCUCGGGGCCGCCGCCGCCGCUGCUUCUCCUGCCCGGGGCCCAGCCGAUCGCCUCCAUUUCCCUUCCUCUCCUCCACCGGCUUCGCCUCCCGAUCGGGACCAGGAUGAGCGGAGAUCAGCUGUAUAACGAUUCCCAGAUCGAUGCGGAUUUCCGAGCGAAUGAUUCUCACAAACAUAAAGAUAAACACAAAGACAGAGAACAUCGACACAAAGAGCACAAGAAGGACAAGGAGAAAGAUCGGGAAAAGUCCAAGCACAGUAAUAGUGAGCACAAAGAUUCCUCGGAGAAGAAACACAAAGAGAAGGAGAAGACCAAACACAAAGAUGGGAGCUCAGAGAAGCAUAAAGACAAGCAUAAAGAUAGAGACAAGGAAAAGAGGAAGGAAGAAAAGGGAAGACCUUCUGGGGAUGCUAAAAUAAAGAAGGAAAAGGAAAAUGGCUUCUCUAGUCCACUUCGUAUUAAAGAUGAACCAGAUGACGAUGGGUACUUUGCACCUCCCAAAGAAGAUGCUAAGCCUUUAAAAAGACCUCGAGAAGAUGAUGAUGUUGAUUUUAAGCCCAAAAAAAUUAAAACAGAAGAUAUCAAAAAAGUCAAGAAGCGAAAACCAGAGGUAGAAGAGGACAAUAAAGCCAAGAAACCCAAGAAUAAAGAUAAGAAGAUGCCUGAAACAGACAACAAGAGAAAGAAACAGAAGAAAGAAGAGGAACAAAAAUGGAAAUGGUGGGAGGAAGAGCGUUACCCUGAAGGCAUCAAAUGGAAAUUCCUUGAACACAAAGGCCCUGUGUUUGCACCACCAUACGAACCCCUGCCUGAAAAUGUCAAGUUUUACUAUGAUGGUAAAGUGAUGAAGCUGAGCCCCAAAGCAGAAGAAGUGGCGACAUUCUUUGCAAAAAUGCUUGACCAUGAAUACACUACGAAGGAUAUCUUCAGGAAAAACUUUUUCAAAGAUUGGAGGAAGGAAAUGACCAAUGAAGAGAAGAGUAACAUCACCAAUUUGAGCAAGUGUGAUUUCAAUCAUAUGAGCCAGUAUUUUAAGGCCCAGUCAGAAGCCAGAAAGCAGAUGAGCAAAGAAGAAAAGCAGAAAAUCAAAGACGAGAACGAACAGUUGCUUAAGGAAUUUGGCUUCUGUGUGAUGGAUAACCACAAAGAAAGGAUUGCCAACUUCAGGAUUGAGCCUCCGGGUCUCUUCCGGGGGCGGGGUAACCACCCCAAGAUGGGCAUGCUCAAGAGGAGGAUCCAGCCAGAGGACAUCAUCAUUAACUGUAGCAAAGAUUCCAAGGUCCCUCCCCCUCCCCCAGGACACAAGUGGAAAGAGGUCCGACAUGAUAACAAGGUGACCUGGCUGGUGUCCUGGACUGAAAAUAUCCAGGGUUCCAUCAAGUACAUCAUGCUGAACCCCAGCUCUAGGAUCAAGGGUGAAAAAGAUUGGCAGAAAUACGAGACGGCUCGGAGGUUGAAGAAGUGUGUGGAUAAGAUUCGGAACCAAUAUCGAGAAGACUGGAAAUCCAAAGAAAUGAAAGUCCGACAGAGGGCCGUAGCAUUGUACUUCAUCGAUAAGCUUGCUCUGAGGGCCGGUAAUGAGAAGGAAGAAGGGGAGACAGCUGACACUGUGGGUUGCUGCUCCCUCCGAGUGGAACAUAUUAACUUGCACACGGAGAUGGAUGGCCAGGAAUAUGUGGUCGAGUUUGACUUCCUCGGGAAAGACUCCAUCCGAUACUACAACAAGGUUCCCGUGGAGAAGAGGGUUUUCAAGAACCUUCAACUAUUUAUGGAGAAUAAACAACCCGAAGAUGACCUUUUCGACAGGCUCAAUACCAGUAUCCUAAAUAAGCAUCUCCAGGAUCUGAUGGAGGGCUUGACGGCCAAAGUAUUCCGUACCUACAAUGCCUCCAUCACGUUACAACAGCAGCUGAAGGAGCUCACUGCCCCGGACGAGAACAUCCCCGCGAAGAUCCUGUCGUAUAAUCGUGCCAACCGAGCCGUUGCUAUUCUGUGUAAUCACCAGAGGGCGCCGCCGAAGACCUUUGAGAAAUCCAUGCUGAAUCUACAAACCAAGAUUGAUGCCAAGAAGGACCAAUUAGCCAAUGCCAGAAGAGACCUGAAAAGCGCCAAAGCUGAUGCCAAGGUCCAGAGGGAUGCAAAGUCUAAAAAGGUAGUAGAGACAAAAAAGAAGGCCGUACAGAGGUUGGAGGAGCAGUUGAUGAAACUGGAAGUUCAGGCCACAGACAGAGAGGAGAAUAAGCAGAUCGCCUUGGGGACCUCCAAACUUAAUUACCUGGAUCCCAGGAUCUCAGUGGCCUGGUGUAAGAAGUGGGGGAUCCCUAUAGAGAAAAUUUAUAACAAAACCCAGCGGGAGAAGUUUGCCUGGGCCAUUGAUAUGGCAGAUGAAGACUAUGAAUUUUAACUGGUUUUUAAUGGGAUGAAUUGUAUGGAAAGGGAGAGCCUGGUUUUAGGAAGAUUGAUAAACUGUGAGCCUUACUUGUCCUUAUAUUUGGCGGGGGGGAAGGGGGGAACAGACGGGCAAGCAAGCAUUAACAAACCAACAUCUUUGCGAAAAGAUAAACCUGGAAAUAUUAUAAUGGAGAGCUGAGCCAGUUGUCCUAUGGACAACUUAUUUAAAAAUAUUUCAAAUAUCAAAAUUCUAGCUGUAUGAUUUGUUUUCUUUUUGUUUUUUUGGGUUUUUUCUUUUUUUGUCUCGUUUUCUCUCGAGGGCAAGUGGAUAGGAAUUUGUCAACCUUCCGCCAGGCAAAUUCACUGAUUCACUGAAGAAUUUGGGUCUUUAGCUACUGUACAAGAAGUCCGAUUAUAUUGGUGCGUUUUUACAGUUAGGGUUUUGCAAUAACUUCUAUAUUUUAAUAGAAAAUGGACUCCUAAACCCCUCCCCCCACCCUCCCGUCCACUUCAGGAAUUUCAAAAUAAGCAAAACGAAACCCAGCGCACCUGUUACAGCUGUUGCUAUUGACGUGGGAAUAGAUUUUUCAAUUAAACUUGAAACAGUUGUAAUCGGAAAAUUUUUAGCUAAGAUGGCUGUUCACAGCAAAACAUGAUGGGAAGAUGCUUCCUGACUUGAGUGCUCCUUUUUAAAUGUGAAUUUUUAUUUCUUUUAAUUAUUUUAAAAUAUUUAAACCUUUUCCUUGAUCUUAAAGAUCGUGUAGAUUGGGCUGGGGGUGGGAGGGGAGUGACAGUUGAGUGAGUUUGAAGAUAAUAAAAUCAGUGACUGAAGCCAUUUUCCCAUCAUGCCUUGUUCUGAGCAUGUUCUGUACACAUCUAAAAUAAUCCUCUCUCCGCUGACCCCCAUUUUUUUUCCCCCUUUUUAAAUCCCAGUCUUUUACUUGAAAGAUUUUAUUGUGUACAAAGUUUCACAGGUCAAUAAAUUUCGAGGGAAAUGAGCAUUGGUCCAAAAAGGAAAAAUAAUCAAGAUUUUAGGGCUUUUAUUUUUCUUUUGUAAUUGUGUAAAAAAUAAAAAAAAAAACACAAAAACAAAUAAAAAGCAGAAUUUUAAUGUGAAGACUUUUUUUGCUAUAAUCAUUAGUUUUAGAGGCAUUGUUAGCUUAGCGUGUGUGCAAAGACCAUUUCCCACAUCUUUCCUCAAGUAUCUUCUAUUUUUAUCAUGAAUUCCCUUUUAAUCAACUGUAGGUUAUUUAAAAUAAAUUCCUACACCUUAACUGAA